Molecule: messenger RNA, 2736 nt
Organism: Ogataea haglerorum
Lineage: Eukaryota; Fungi; Ascomycota; Pichiomycetes; Pichiales; Pichiaceae
Exons: 1
Coding region: 1-2736 (911 amino acids)
Biological process (GO): double-strand break repair via nonhomologous end joining; DNA biosynthetic process; nucleotide-excision repair, DNA gap filling
Cellular component (GO): DNA ligase IV complex
Molecular function (GO): DNA binding; ATP binding; DNA ligase (ATP) activity
Source: RefSeq, a predicted model, not a curated record
AUGAGUGGUCUCUUUGAUCCGCUUGGUCCUCUUGAGAGGCCUCAAAACCACGGCCCAUCUCCUAAGUUUUUGGAUUUAGUCAACGAGUUGUUUGUGCCUCUGAAUGAUCCAGGUCAAGGGCACCUUGCAAGAUAUCAAUCGCGAGUCACUAUCGAAAAGUUUCUUCGCAAAUACAGAACAACUGUGGGGAAAGACAUUCUUCCUGUUGCACGUCUCGUUUUAGCUGCCAAAGACAAAACUAGGGUCUAUAUGACAAAAGAGACUAGGUUGGGAUUUAUAAUCUGUCGGAUCAUGCGAAUUUCGAAGGAAAAUGAAGAUUAUAAAAAGAUUGCUGGUUGGAAGAAAAUAGGAUUCAACAAACUCCAAUCCUCCCUCAAGUUUGCAGAUUUGCUCAGCAACAUUAUCAGUAAACGUCGCAUUGACAAGUUGACAGGACAAUUGACCGUUGAUGACGUGAACGCUUAUCUUGAUAAGCUGCACGAGCUGGCUGAUUCUGAUACGGAGAGCAAAUCAAAAGUGUUGGAGGAGGUCAUAGACAAGAUGAACAAUACGGAGCUUCGGUUCUUCUUUAGAAUUGUUCUCAAAAUUAACCCUAUUCGCCGCGACAAACUGUUCAUGUAUUGUUGGCACCCGGACUCAUUAGAUGUCUUCGAUCUGACUCACGAUCUGAAAUUUGUAUUUUGGGGCCUCACAGACCCGAAAAUCAGACUUGAAUCUAAGGAAAAGCAUUCGAAACCUAUGUUUCCCUUCACUCCUCAGAGAGCAAAACGGUUACACCUCGAUUAUGAUUCGGUAGCCCAGAAAUUCUCGGGGCGAUUUCUCAUCGAAGAAAAGUAUAAUGGUGAAAGGAUUCAACUACACGUCGCAAAAGCCCCUGAUGGAUACGAAUACAGGUUUUUCAGCAGAAACGCGAUCGACUAUUCCUCUAUCUAUGGUAGGUCAUCUGAUCCGAGCUUUGUUGGAUGCAUUUCACCAUUUUUGAAAGAUGCGAUAGUUGACGGUGUGCAAAACUGUAUUCUGGAUGGAGAAAUGGUCAGCUAUGACCCUGUAAAGAAUAUGACUCUUGCAUUCUCUACUCUCAAACCGACGGCUCUGAAAGAUCUGAACUCCCAAAAUAAAGAUGACCCUCGUCCAUUGUACAUGGUUUUUGACAUUCUUCAUCUCAACGGGUGUUCAUUGGAGGACUACAAGUUGAUGGACCGAAAAAAGGCUCUAGAGAGAGUCAUGAAAACUGUUCGCCAUCGUGUUGAGGUGGUGCCUUAUGAGAUCAAAAGUACGGGACAAGAUAUCGAGAAUAGUCUCAAAGCAGCUAUACGUAAAGAUCUUGAAGGCUUGGUGUUAAAGGAUCCCAAUUCAAGAUACGAGAUCGGAAACUACACUACAGACACCUGGAUUAAAGUCAAGCCCGAAUACCUUCACGAGUAUGGUGAGAACCUUGAUCUUGUUAUCGUUGGACAGAUACCAGCAGCAAAGACAACCUACAUAUGUGCAUUACGCGACACUGAAACCAGCGACAGCUUCACAACUCUUUGUGGAAUCUCCAACGGGUUCUCUGUUGAUGACUAUCGCAAAAUUCAGCAGAUGACGGCUGGAAAGUGGCGUCAAUGGAGUAAGGAACAACCGAUAAAUGUUAAGUUUGGAAAGAAAACACCUUUGAUGUGGAUUGACCCAAAAGAGUCUGUGGUGAUUGAAGUCAAGUCGAGUUCAAUCAGCGUGCAAGCGGAAAACAAUUAUGCGACAGGGUCCACGCUGUACGCUGCCUAUUGUACCAGGAUCAGAGAGGAUAAAACGUGGGAGACCGCAGAUACGCUAGAAACGUACCAGAACUCCAAACUAGAGCGUGAUUAUGAGGCUAGCCACACUUUAGCCAAAAAAAGAAAACUAGCUACCAAGAAGGACGACAUCAUUCAGCGAAUCAACCGAGGCUACACGAACAACGUGGAUACUUCUAGUCAAUUAUUUAAAAACUACGUUUUCUGCAUUAUGACGGAUUGCAUGUUCAGAGGUGAGCUUUGCAAGAUAAGCGAGUUGGGCCAGAUUUUACAAAGCUACGGAGGAACUGUUGUACGAAAUCCCAAUGCCAUACUUAGUCCCGAGCAAAAAUUGAUUAUUUUGGCGGACAAGCUCACAAUAGACAUUCUAGAGCUCCGACAAACUUAUAAUAUAUUCAAGGCGAAAUGGUGCGAUGAUUGUAUCCUUAUGAAUCGUCUGGUUAAUUUGGAGCCCUCGCACAUUACAGCUGCAGACCCCGAGCUUUGGCAACGCUCUAAGCGCAAUGUUGAUAGGUAUGGUGAUAGCGUAUAUGUUGAUUUUACCUUGCCGACUUUCGCAGAACUUGUUGAAAGAAACUACGAGAAAGGCAUAACACCAACUUCAGAUGACACUCCGGAAACCAGUGAAAUAACACGACUUUUUGCUUUCCAUGGUGUGCGCUUCCACUUGCUAUGGAGAAACGAAAACAGGUACAAGAUGUACAGGAGCCUGGUGGUAGCUGGAGGAGGAAAAAUUAGUGACGACUGGAGACACGCUGGGUACGUCGUGGCAAUAGAUCCCUACGAGGAUAGAGUCAGAGAGCUGGAGAACCAAAUGGCGGCAUCAUAUGAUUCUGAGGAGAAAGUUCGUCCAAUUGUUGAUGCUAGCUUUGUAUUUGAUUCAUUCAAAGAAGGAGUGCUAGUUGAUCUUGAAAACUACAGAAUUGGUGCUGGCACUCCUCGCACCUCGAUCAAAUCAAAAUAA